AUGGAGAUAACACUACUCCUAAAUACCCUCACACCAUUAACACUUGUUAUCCUCCUUACCCCCAUUAUCCUUCCCCCCCUACUUAAACUAAAAAACUCCCCAUCACUAAUCUCCAAAACCGUUAAAACCGCCUUCAUAACUAGUCUCAUCCAAACAACCACCUUCAUUUACUCAGGCACAGACAGCAUCAUUACCUACUGAGAAUGACAAUUCAUUCCAAACUUCAAAAUCCCACUAACCCUCAAAAUAGACUUAUAUUCCAUAAUAUUUUUCCCAAUCGCAUUAUUUGUAACAUGAUCAAUCCUAGAAUUUGCAACAUGAUACAUAGCCUCUGACCCAUUCAUCACGAAAUUCUUUACCCACCUCCUCACCUUCCUCAUCGCCAUACUAACACUCACAAUUGCAAACAACAUAUUCCUCCUAUUCGUAGGCUGAGAAGGAGUAGGAAUUAUAUCAUUCCUCCUCAUUGGCUGAUGACAAGGACGAGCCGAAGCCAACACAGCCGCCCUUCAAGCCAUAAUCUAUAACCGAAUUGGAGACAUCGGCUUGAUCCUAAGCCUAGCAUGACUAGCCUCUACAUUAAACACAUGAGAAAUCCAACAAACUAUUCACCCCCACCAAACACCAACUCUUCCCCUCCUUGGCCUAAUCCUAGCCGCCACAGGAAAAUCAGCCCAAUUUGGCCUGCACCCUUGACUCCCCGCAGCAAUAGAAGGCCCAACUCCAGUAUCCGCCCUACUCCACUCAAGCACAAUAGUAGUAGCUGGAAUCUUCCUCCUCAUCCGAACCCACCCCCUACUAGCCUCAAACAAUACCGCCCUAACCGCAUGCCUAUGCUUAGGAGCACUAUCAACCCUUUUCGCCGCUAUCUGUGCACUCACCCAAAACGACAUCAAAAAAAUCAUCGCCUUCUCCACUUCAAGUCAGCUAGGCCUCAUGAUAGUCACCAUCGGACUUGACCUUCCACAAUUAGCAUUCCUCCACAUCUCCACCCAUGCUUUCUUUAAAGCAAUACUAUUCCUAUGCUCCGGACUAAUCAUUCACAGCCUAAAUGGCGAACAGGACAUUCGAAAAAUAGGAUGCCUACAAAAAACCCUCCCAAUAACCACCUCCUGCCUAACCAUCGGUAACCUCGCCCUAAUAGGCACACCCUUCCUAGCAGGCUUUUACUCAAAAGACCUCAUCAUUGAAAACUUAAACACCUCAUACAUCAACACCUGAGCCCUACUACUGACACUCCUCGCCACAUCCUUUACCGCAACCUACAGUAUCCGCAUAACCACCCUCGUCCAAACAGGACACAACCGCUCCCCAACAAUCACUCCAAUCAACGAAAACACCCCUCUAGCCAUUCUCCCAAUUAUCCGACUAGCAUUCGGCAGCAUCGCAGCGGGCCUACUAAUCUCAUCCCUUAUCCUCCCUACAAAAACACCCCCAAUAACUAUACCACUUAUCACAAAAACCACCGCCAUCAUUAUCACAGCCAUAGGAAUCAUUCUCGCCCUAGAACUCUCAACCGCAACCCACACCAUAACCCCACCUAAACAAAACCCCCUCAUAAACUUCUCCUCCUCAUUAGGCUACUUUAACCCCCUAGCCCAUCGAAUCAGCCCCACAAUCUCACUCUACACCGGACAAAAAAUCGCCUCACUUCUAAUCGACAUAACAUGGUACAAAAAAAUAGGCCCAGAAGGACUCGCUAACCUACACCUCAUCAUAACCAAAACCCUAACUACAACCCAUACAGGCUUAAUCAAAUCAUACCUAGGAUCCUUUGCCCUCACAAUCCUAGCAACAAUCCUACUAAUCCAGAACAAAUAA
This is a messenger RNA of Coturnix japonica (Japanese quail), 1821 nucleotides long. Lineage: Eukaryota; Metazoa; Chordata; Aves; Galliformes; Phasianidae. The record is from the annotation of a RefSeq genome assembly.